CCAUUCGGUUAUCUGAGCACUCGACUCCUAAUGAAUACCGAACAGAUCUGAACAUCAUUUUUGCUAUUCUUUUAUAAAUAUAUUUAUAAUUAUAAUUAAAAUGAGUAUACAUUUGUUGCAGUGACAAAGAUGAUGUAGCAACGAUGUGCGCGCCGGCCACCGCGGCGCUCCUGCUAGCAGCCCUCGCUGCCUUGCCUUGUAGAGGCACCGACGCCGACGUCGCUUCGAAGAUUCUGAACGAGACCAACAACUACGAGGAGACCGGCUCCCUGCCCACGAUCAACAAACUAUAUCAAAUGUUACACACUAACUCUGACCUACAUAAUCAGAGCAAACUUGGCGAAAACUUUAAUUACUCUAGUGUUAAUCUAACACAUAGUUUUAACUUAUACAACAAUCUCAAGUAUCCGACUAGUACAGAUAAGAAUCUCGAAUGUUGUGUGAAUAUUGAUGAGGUUGACAGUACACACAAUGUUAGUUUAUCAAAUGAGGGUGCUAAAGUUAUUGUAAAUGAUGCGAAUGGACUCGGUCCUGAUGGUAAGCGGAAUAGGAAGAGGCGGGUUGUGAAUGUAGUGAGGACGUUCAUAGAGGUGACGACGAGCCAUACGAGGAGGUACCUGGAGGCCACGGCGCCCUCCCUGCCGAGCCAGCUGGCGGUCACCAUGGAGAGGAGGAGGAAGCCCGGGGAGACGGGCUCCAGCGCGCCGCUGCUCAACUACAUAUUCGACACGUACACCAACACACAUCAACAUCAUAAAAAUGAAAAGGUCGGGAACGGGAACAGCAUUUACGCGGCGGCGGCCCCCGAGAUAGAGGCGCUGGUGGGCUCCACCGCUCACUUAGACUGCAAAGUGGAUGCGCUUCAUGAUAAACUGGUAUCUUGGGUACGGCGAAAAAACGACGAAGAACCAAUGGAACUUCUGACAACGGGUACACAACAGUAUACUGCUGAUGACAGGUAUUCAGCACGUUUCAUCCCUCCGGACAUCUGGCGGCUAGAAGUGAGGGAGGUUCGUCCAACAGACGCCGCGCACUACGACUGUCAGUUGUCUGCGCACCCCCCACGCACUGCCAGAGUCACACUCAGAGUGCCAGAAGUAUCAGUGCGCAUAGUGGACGGCGCGGGCGCAGCGGUGUCGGAGCAGGUGUGCGAGCUGGGCAGCACGGUGGCGCUGCGGUGCGAGGUCAACGGCCUCAAGAUGGAGGGCGGCCCUUCUCUGCUGUGGUACAGGAAGGAUGACCUGCUCAAUGACGACACUACUAGGGGAGGUAUCAGUGUACGAACAGAGUUCGGUUCAAAUGGUGCGAACUCCGUUCUACGCGUGGCGCGCGUGCGCGGCGACGAUGCAGGCCGCUACACUUGCGCUGUUGCGCGUGCGCCGCCACCAUCCCCACCACCGGCCUAUGUCAUUCUGCAUGUCAUCAAAGGCGAGAGUCUAGCUGAGCUACACCAGGGCAGCCCCCGAAUCUACUCAUCAUCACCGUGGCUCCUAACACUGGCGCUGUGCGUCCUUUUACAAGCCUAAUAUAAAAUUUGUUUAUUAAUAAAUUGUUCGUAUUUAAAUAAAUGUUUUAUUUUCAAUCCUUUUCCAGUAGGAAAGGUCUUUAUCCACACAUUUAAUGAGUUUUUAUAGCAUUAUUUCAAGUAAACCUAACUACGCUCGUGGCUCGAAUUGAAAUAAAGAACAAAACAAUCAAAUCAUAAAUAUCAUUCCUUUAAACCAGAUGCCUAAAUGAAUUCUCAACUAACGGAGCACAGAUUCAAAACCAAUCUAUCACAAACACAACUGACCGAAUUUAAAAACUGACCGAUUCACUAUUAAAUGACACGAAUCAUUUUGACAUAUUCCUCAUCUCCCCAACAUAGUCCCAAAAGAAGAAGAAGAAGACAAUUACUUCAAUAAAACCGCGACCAUAAUCUUUUAAUCCCCUAACUUGACGAAUAAAGCGGUCAUUGUUACUAAGUGUAACGUUUUUCCCGGUUCCCCACAAC
This is a messenger RNA of Trichoplusia ni (cabbage looper), 1993 nucleotides long. RefSeq lists its product as uncharacterized. The record is from RefSeq and is a predicted model, not a curated record. NCBI's taxonomy places the organism in Eukaryota, Metazoa, Arthropoda, Insecta, Lepidoptera, Noctuidae. Bases 144 to 1526 code for a protein of 460 amino acids. The transcript is spliced from 8 exons. Gene Ontology annotation, biological process: synapse organization. Gene Ontology annotation, cellular component: neuron projection membrane.